UUGUAUGUAUAUGUGACGCUGACAGUAGGUAAAUGUGACUUAUACUUGUCAAAGCAGCCUGAAACUCGGAGUGAUAAUGCACUAAGUCGGGAUAGUAAGAAUUUAGGGCUAGGUGUGAAAUUUGUGAGGGUGCUGCGUAUAUUUUUUGUGUUAUCUCAAACAAAUGCAGUAAUGCAAAUGUGCUUUUUUUUUUUUUGUGGAAUUUUUUAUAUUAUUUUCUGGUUUCCUGGAACCAAUUAAUUUUUUUCCCAUAGAUUCCUCAGUCACCAUAACACACAUUUGCCAUAACAAACACUACAUUAGAAUGAAUCAUAUUCAUCGUCGCUUGCCCCACUGUACUUAGUUGUAUGUAUAGGAGUCCACAUUCACCACAUGAUAAUGACCAUACUCUUAUUGAAGAUGAUUUCACUGUACUUAGUUGUAUGUAUAGGAGUCCACAUUCACCACAUGAUAAUGACCAUACUCUUAUUGAUUUUAUUAAGAUGAUUUGUAUAGAACCUUACUCAUACACCUGUUUGCUUGGUGAUUUUAAUGUACCACAUAUUGAUUGGGACCUUUAUACACUAAAUGCAUCUGAAAAUUCAUAUGAUUAAAAGUUUCUGGAAACAGUUCAAGACAGUUUUCUUUUUCACCAUAUAAGUUAACCAACGAGAAUCAGAGGCAAUGAUGUUCCAUCACUUUUUUUAUCUGGUCUUUACUAUUGAGGAUAUAAUCUUGGAUAUACAAUAUCUUGAACCACUCAGAUGUAGUGAUCACCUACUGUUGUUGUUCAAAAACCACUGCUAUACAGAUACAAUCAAACCCCAAAAAUUUUUUAAAUAUAAUAAUGGCAACUAUAACUUGAUGAGAGAAUUUUUUGUUUGAGCUAACUGGUUAGUGAACUUUAAAGAAAAUACUAAAUUCACCAGCAAUGAGGAAACUUGGCAGAUUAUUAAAAGUGAGAUAUUAGAAUUACAUGAUAAAUUUGUUUCCACUUUAACUGUUGGUACUAAAGUUAACUGGAGGAAUGACUUUCCAAUAUCACCUGACCUUUAAUUAAAAGACUUUUAGAUGAAAAGAAAAGAGCACAUCAUAAAUGGAUAGUACAUAAACAUAGGGUUGAAGCUGAUAAUUAUAGACAUGAAUAUGUAAAACUGAGGAGUAAUUGUCAACAAAUGUGACACAAAGCUAAAUGCAAGUAUGAAAGAAAAGUAGCCAAAAAGCAACCAAAUGCCUUUAGGAAAUUCACUAAGGACAAAUUAAAAACUAAAUGCAGAGUUUCCCCACUUCUGGCAGAUCUAAAAUGACUCUAGCAGUUUGUGUCAUUAGGAUCAAGACAGGGCUGAACUGUUGCAUAAAUAUUUGUCUUUUUACUACCGAGCCAAUUGGUGUCAUCCCUCAUCCACUGGUGGUACAAGUUAGUUGUACUUUGAGUAAUGUAUGCAUCACUGAGUCUGAUGUUGGAAAGAAACUAGCCUCAAUCAAGAUUAAUAAAAGUUGUGGUCCAGAUGGCAUACAUCCUAAAAUUGUCAAAGAACUUUCUGUCCAGCUAGCCAAGCCCUUAACUGUUUUGUACAGCAAAAGUGUAGAUCUUGGAGAGUUGCCUGAGGAUUGCAAAGAAGCUACUGUUAUACAAAUUUGUAAAAAAGGAAAGAAAAUACCAACUAAUUAUAGGCCCAUAAGCCUAACUGCAAUUUUAUGUAAAAUUUUGUAAUCCUUUAUAUGUGAGGCAAUUACUACACAUCUUCAGACAAACAAAAUUCUUUCACAAAAGCAAUAUACAGUUUUUUACAAAGGUGUUCUACGGUACUGCAACUUUUGCAUUACUUGGACCAUUGUGCUGGGGUUGUGACUGGGGUCAGGGCACUUGAUGUAAUUUAUGUAAAUUAUGCAAAAGUUUUUAACUCUGUAACCCUACAUUGCAUUUUGUGUAAGCUUGAAAACCUUGGAAUUGAAGGCAAAAUCUUGAGAUGGGUUUCAAAUUUUUUGGUAGGGAGACACCAGUCUGUGAGUGUAAAUGGUGUUAUCUUCUAGAGCCCAAAUUUUAAGUGGCAUUCCACAGGGUAGUGUCCUUAGGCCAACUUUGUUUAUUUGUUAUGUUACUGUCAAUUCACCCAUGUUUGCUGAUGAUGCUAAAAUUUUACUUGAGAUUGCUGGUUGUGAUGAUUCCUGCGUCUUCCAGAGGAACUUGGAUGCACUAGAACUGUGGUCUGACAGUUGGCUAUUAAGAUUUAGUGCUCCUAAAUGUAAAGUUCUUACUAGUAUAAUGAGUAUACAUCAAUAUAUGUUGUAUGACCAGGAGCUGGAGCAUGUGGAAGCUGAAAGGGACUUGGGUGUUAUUUUUUAUUUGGCACUAAAAUCUGAACAGUAUACAUUGAGGAAACUUAAGGUAGCCAAUGCUAUGAUGGGACUUGUACAUCAUGUUUUUUUUUCAUACCUAAGCCCAGCUAUGUUCAACCUGCUGUAUACUGUCUUUGUGUGAAGUCACUUUGAAUAUGCCCAAGCUGUAUUGUCACCUAGAUAUAAAGAUGCUGCAGAGGAGACAUGAUAGAGCUGUAGAAACAUUUCAAUAAAUAUGAGGAAGACCUACUGCCCCCAUCCUUUAAGCCAUAAGUAAGAGCAAGUAGACAUCAUAACAAGCAACUCUUCCUGCAUCGUCCACUUGACUGAGUUUAUGGAGUCCAGAAUAACAGCUUUUACUAUAGGACAGCAAAUACGAGUAUGUGGAACUGACUCUCCUCUAAGGUGGUUGAGGCUUAGAUGAUUGACACUGUUAAGAACUGAUUGGACAGACACUGGGAUGCUGCUGAAAUUAAGUUUGAUCCAUCCAAGCCACCAUCCUCAACAGCAGCAGCAUUUGAUUAUGACCUUAUGAUCACAGAAAUGAGUCAUCUCUUUGCUUGGACUGCAAAUUAUACUUAAGUAAUAUGACAACAGAAGAAGUACAGCAUGUGACCCCAGAUACAAACAGCUUAUCCUCCAUCAAAGUGAACAUCAGCUGUCCACAAGGUUGUUCUCGUACCUUUGCCAAUUCCUCUGCUCUUAGGCUUCAUCUUAGUCAGGUGCACCAUCAUGAGAUAGAGUGUACUACAUCAUCCAAUGCAGAUGUGUGGUACCACUGUCCUGAAACUUCAUGCAUCUAUCACAUUAGUUUUGGUAUUAAUGGGAAACAUUUUUCCAAGCUUAAAUAUGUGAAACAGCAUUACCUUAAAGUUCAUGCCACUCGGCAUCAUGGGUGUGAAUGUGGUCAGGCCUUCAGCACUGCAGCACACCUGGCCCAGCACCGGCGAGCAUGUGGACUUGAUCUGGUGUGCACCUGUGGUCGCUCUUUUCAAGCACUGGAAACUCUACAGACUCACGUGCGACGUUUUGGCCAUGCCAUCAUGCACUCCACUCUUCAGGCCUUGAGGUCAAGGAAGAACUUACUUGCUGAAUCAAUGACAAGAUCACAGUCUUUUGCUGAGUCUCAAUCACAGGCUGUCAUUGCACAUCAUAUUCCAAUCAAGUAUCAGAGAAUAGAUGAAAGGAAGGAGGAGAGCAUAUCACCAUCCUCCACCUUUCCCACUUCAAUUGCUCCAGCACCAACCACCAUCUGUUCUGCAGCUGCCACACUUAAUCCUGUUACUCCUAUUCACCUACGACAACCAACCCAUCUGCUUGCAGCUAUUGCACUCAGUGAACUUGCUGCCACAUCAAUUAAAAGACUACCAUGUGUGGAUGUUGGCAUACAAACAGACUCUGAACAUCAAGGCAAACGUGCUCGGCGGAAAUCAUCUAGUCCAGCAAAAUGCUCAGAAUACUUAGGAGUCAGCACAACCAGUCGACACUCAGGAAAACGAAAGAGAACUGCUGAAACUCAAACAAGGUUAACUCAUAGGGACAGCAAAUAUAUGCGCAAUGGAUCACACUGUGCUUCCUCACCUUUAAAUACCCCUGGCAAUAGCAAUGAAAGUAUUACUAGUCAUGGCUACAUUGAAGAUUGUAAUAAUGAAAAUGGGUCACUUGGAGGCCUUUCAUUACAGGUUGACUUACCAGAAUUUAUCACCACACAACAGAGCACAUCAGGCACACAAACAAGUCCUCGAGUUGGAAGAAUUACACAACCUAGCCUCCAUGAUUUUACAAUUUCAUUUUUUGACCGAGCAUGUGGGGAGGAUGAACCUGGAAUAAGUCCAUCACUAACUACUAUAACAUCAACACAAACGUCUGAUGAUCUUGAUUCCUUUGAGUCAUCACAGCUAUUGAUUGAAGAGGAUGAAGAACUUUUAGGAGUUGUUGGAGAUUCUACCACAGCUGCUAGGCAACGGCCUCCUUCUCUGGGUCAUAUACGCUCUUCAAGUAUUGAAACUCAGACUGAUCAUGAUGUUCUUCUCAGUAAGAAUGCUAAUACACCUGAUGAUGUUGAUGGAAUCAUUCUUACAAAUAAUGAAACUCAGACAGAUCCAAGUAAUCUUCUCAUUCCAAAUGUUAGUCAUUCAUAUCAAAAUCCAGGAGCAUCAGAAGGAUGCCAUAUUCAUGAAGGGGACAGUUUAUGGUGUACCAGUGAAACUCAGACAUAUGAAGACUUCUCUGAUAUUGAACAAUUCAUGCGCUCAACAAUUCACACACAGACGUCAGAUAACAGCCAUAGUGAACUAUUUCCUGAACUUUCCUUCACUCACACACAAACUCAGACAAGUCUUGAUGAUCCACCUUCACUUGUUACAACACAUACACAGACCUCCCUAAAUGAGUUGUAAAUAUAUAUAUAUAUAUAUA
This is a messenger RNA of Scylla paramamosain (green mud crab), 4737 nucleotides long. It is a transcript of the gene Asciz, whose product is annotated as ATM interactor-like. NCBI's taxonomy places the organism in Eukaryota, Metazoa, Arthropoda, Malacostraca, Decapoda, Portunidae. The record is from RefSeq and is a predicted model, not a curated record. Gene Ontology annotation, cellular component: nucleus. The transcript is spliced from 8 exons. Gene Ontology annotation, biological process: regulation of transcription by RNA polymerase II. Bases 2907 to 4718 code for a protein of 603 amino acids. Gene Ontology annotation, molecular function: DNA-binding transcription factor activity, RNA polymerase II-specific; transcription cis-regulatory region binding.